Messenger RNA from Solea solea (common sole), 2526 nucleotides. RefSeq lists its product as uncharacterized. The transcript is spliced from 2 exons. The record is from RefSeq and is a predicted model, not a curated record. The coding region runs from base 643 to 2526 and encodes 627 amino acids. NCBI's taxonomy places the organism in Eukaryota, Metazoa, Chordata, Actinopteri, Pleuronectiformes, Soleidae.
AGAACAUGCAAACUCCAUGCAGAAAGGCCCUUGUUUCAACCGGGGCUCGAACCCGGGUCUUCUCGCUGCAAGGCGAGAGUGCUAACCACUACACCACCGUGUGGCCCUUUAUGUAUUUAUACUGUUGUUAAUUCAAUUUAGCUGAAAAUAUAAAGAAAAGAUCUUUCCGUAGCCGACACUUAAAGUGACGAGACAAACCCUCCUAACGUGUAGAUGAUAAAGUGUGCACUCAUAAAACACGUCCAUCAUUUCCAUAGUAAUCUAACCAAAUGUGGAUGGAGACGUGACGCUCCUCCAGUUCACUUCCUCUUCACUUCAGCUGCUCUUCAGGAGACACUCACAGCGAUGCUGGAACCCUGGGAAUUUCUUGUCAUUGUUCAGCUGUCUUUGGCAGCGCGAAUUACCGCCGGUAAGUUCAACGUUAUUAAAAGGUUCUUUUAAUAAUGGAGAUCUGAAUUUGAGCCAUAUUGUGUUUUUUUGUUUUGUAAAAAGACUUGAAGUCAUGAAACAUCUGCUUACAUGGAGGCAUGUCUGUGACAGUGACAUUUUAAAUGGAGCCAACAAAAGACAUUUUAAUUUUUAGUACAUCUAAAGAUUAAUCUGAUCAUCAGAUGAGAAAACAUUUUACAUGAAUGGUUAAGAAUGUGCCGAGUGUUUCCUGUAUUUACAGAUUGGAGUGCUCCAAGGAACCCUGAUGGAAACAGGACAUAUCAUGAGAUGAUUCCACCAAGGUUUGACCGACCACUGUCUCCAGAUACUCCAGAUGCUGGGAAGUGGCUGAUAGAUCCUGACAGAAACUCCACAUUUAAACGAGGUAGUCGUAUCUCCCAGGAUGCCCUUCCAUUUUAUUUGACUCACUCUGAGAGUUUAAGCCACAACGACACACUCAAGACAGAAAAAACGUCUAACCAGCGACCUGUGACCGCCAGAGAACACGAUUAUGAACCCAGACACGAGAUUAUAGUUAUUAUGGAAGAAGAUCCUGCAGUGAUGGAGUCGGCCGUUUACCUGUACGCGAGGCAACCCGGUGUAUCUGCUCUGCUGAGGUACAAGAAGGGGGCGCUGCAUGUUCUCAGAGGAAGACAUUUCCUCCCCACUGGAAAUCCUAAUGUCAUUCUGGUUGGCCAUGGCGGCACAGAAGGAGGCUCAGCCCAGCUGGGUGGUCACAGCUCAGAGGAACUUGCCAUUUUUGUGUCCGUCUUAAAAACCCACAGCAUCUUGGGUCAUCUCAGCACCAUCAGCCUCAUCAGUUGCAACCUUGGAAAUGAGCUAGACUUUGUGCUGCAGCUUCUACAAGUUCUCCGGUCUCUGGGUGUAAAAACAAAGCUGCACCUGUAUAACUCCUUCCUGUCGGUUAGCCCUGAUGGAGAGAUGAUGACAACAGCUGACGGAGUCUGGAGGUCUCAUGACCUCAGCAGGAGAGUCACAGCUGAACUGGACCACAGAGGGGAUCUGUUGACCAGGGUGGAGCUUGGCUGUGCAGGCCCCGUGUUCCCGGACUAUGAAGGCCAUGUGUUGUAUCUUCAGAUGUUUGAUUGGCCGAGACACCCUCAAAUGUUUGUUCCAAUGGAGCUGCGGAAAAAAUAUCCAUCCAUAGAGUGCCUGGAGGGUCUUACCUGGAGCUUGUUCUUUGAGGAGAGUGAAAGACGACGUGCUCCCGACUAUGUCCUGGACCACGGUCAAAGACACAUGGAGGCAAUAUGGCUCAUAGAACCAGGACUCAAAGAACAAGAAAGCAUCGUCUUUAAGCAUAUUGUUACCAUCCAGGACCUUCUUGUGGAGAUAAGAUACCAUGCCCGAGAAGAAGUUGCAUCAGGCCUUUUUUAUGUCCUCAAUGAUUGCAUUUACAAAGUACACAGAAAGAGUCUCAGAGUAACUGUCGUAGGCAAGUUUAUAAGCACUGAAAAUGUGGCAGAGAUCGAUUAUUUCCUUCUGAAUUUCAACAGGCAGCAGAACGAGUCCUCGCUUCAGGAGCUCAGAGAGGGGCUCAAAGCAUCCAAAUUCAACGACUUCUGUCGACAGACGUUCCAGUACCAACAGUGCAGCUAUAACUGCGAGCGAUGGGGCCGCUACUUCAUGGUGGCAGUGUUUUCGGCAUCCGUGCGCAACUUCAGAACCUUCUCGCUGUUUCUCAUGAGCGUCAUAGGCUGCGAGGUGGGCCGCUUGCGGGGGACCGACAGCCGCCUAUGCACGGCGUUCGUCGAGGACGACCACCCCAUGGUUACAGAGCAACCGUGGCCCGAUCACAUGCGGCGAGGAUUCUACGGCUGCGCGGUUGACAACUACGGCACGGCCCCGCAAAACAUUCAGAUUUGGUUGGAUCAGGUGGUCUCGAAGGAAAACGCGCUGUACAUCAAGUCCAAGCAGAUCAUGAACACGGUCGACCACGACGAGCAAACAGAACUGGCCAUAUUCGGGAAGGUCAAAGUCAUGAAUAAGUACGUGUUCUCUUCUUAUCUGGAAUUCUUUCGUGGGACACCUGAAGGGAGGAAGCUCAAGAGAGGAUGCACUCCCACUUUCCAAUGA